UACCGCCAAGUACAGCGUGUUGACAUUUCUACCUCGAUUCUUGUACGAGCAGAUUAGAAGAGCUGCUAAUGCCUUCUUCCUCUUCAUUGCCUUACUACAGCAAAUUCCAGACGUAUCUCCAACCGGAAGAUACACCACCCUGGUGCCGUUGAUCAUCAUUCUAACAAUUGCAGGCAUCAAAGAGAUCGUAGAAGAUUUUAAACGACAUAAGGCAGACAAUGCAGUUAACAAAAAGAAAACAAUAGUGUUAAGAAAUGGUAUGUGGCAUACCAUCGUGUGGAAAGAGGUGGCAGUGGGAGACAUCGUGAAAGUCCUCAAUGGCCAGUACCUUCCAGCAGACAUGGUCCUGUUCUCCUCCAGUGAACCUCAGGCAAUGUGUUAUGUUGAAACAGCUAAUCUAGAUGGGGAGACAAACCUUAAGAUCCGCCAGGGCUUGAGCCACACUGCUGACAUGCAGACCAGGGAGGUGCUGAUGAAAUUAUCUGGAACCAUAGAGUGCGAAGGGCCCAAUCGCCACCUCUACGACUUCACUGGGACCUUGAACUUGGAUGGGAAAAGCCCCGUUCCCCUUGGACCUGACCAGAUCUUAUUGAGAGGUACACAGCUUAGAAAUACUCAGUGGGUCUUUGGCGUAGUUGUUUAUACUGGACACGACACCAAACUCAUGCAGAAUUCGACCAAAGCACCUCUCAAGAGGUCGAAUGUUGAGAAAGUAACCAAUGUGCAGAUCCUGGUGUUGUUUGGCAUCCUGCUGGUCAUGGCCCUGGUGAGCUCUGUGGGGGCCCUGUAUUGGAAUGGGUCUCACGGUGGAAAGAACUGGUACAUCAAGAAGAUGGACACAAGCUCGGAUAAUUUUGGGUACAACCUGUUGACGUUCAUCAUCUUGUACAACAAUCUUAUUCCAAUCAGUCUGCUGGUGACUCUUGAGGUUGUGAAAUACACACAGGCCCUCUUCAUAAACUGGGACACAGAUAUGUAUUAUAUAGAAAAUGACACUCCUGCAAUGGCCAGAACAUCAAACCUUAAUGAAGAGCUUGGGCAGGUAAAAUAUCUAUUUUCUGACAAGACUGGGACUCUGACCUGCAAUAUCAUGAACUUCAAAAAGUGUAGCAUUGCGGGAGUAACCUACGGGCAUUUCCCAGAGCUGACGAGAGAACCGUCCUCAGAUGACUUCUCUCGGAUGCCUCCGCCCACAAGCGAUUCUUGCGACUUUAAUGAUCCCCGGCUGCUGAAAAACAUUGAAGAUCACCAUCCUACAGCGCCCUGCAUCCAGGAGUUCCUCACCCUGCUGGCUGUGUGCCACACUGUCGUGCCCGAGAAGGACGGAGACGAGAUCCUGUACCAGGCCUCCUCCCCAGAUGAGGCUGCUUUGGUGAAAGGGGCCAAGAAGCUGGGUUUCGUCUUCACGGCCAGAACGCCGUACUCGGUCAUCAUAGAGGCGAUGGGACAGGAGCAGACAUUUGGAAUCCUUAAUGUCUUGGAGUUUUCCAGUGACAGGAAAAGAAUGUCUGUAAUUGUCCGAACUCCUUCAGGACAACUUCGGCUCUACUGUAAGGGCGCUGAUAAUGUGAUUUUUGAAAGACUUUCAAAAGAUUCAAAAUACAUGGAGGAAACAUUAUGCCAUCUGGAGUACUUUGCCACAGAAGGCCUGCGGACUCUCUGUGUGGCCUAUGCCGACCUCUCUGAGGCAGACUAUGAGGAGUGGCUGAAAGUCUACCAGGAAGCCAGCAUCAUCUUGAAAGACCGAGCUCAGCGGUUGGAGGAGUGUUACGAGAUCAUCGAGAAGAAUUUGCUGUUACUUGGCGCCACAGCCAUAGAAGACCGCCUUCAGACCGGGGUUCCAGAAACCAUAGCGACUCUGUUGAAGGCAGAAAUUAAGAUAUGGGUGUUGACCGGAGACAAACAAGAAACUGCAAUCAACAUAGGAUAUUCCUGCCGACUGGUGUCACAAAAUAUGGCCCUUAUCCUACUGAAGGAGGAUUCUUUGGAUGCGACACGGGCAGCCAUCACCCAGCACUGCGCGGACCUGGGGAAUCUGCUGGGCAAGGAGAACGACGUGGCCCUCAUCAUAGACGGCCACACCCUGAAGUACGCGCUGUCCUUCGAGGUCCGCAGGAGCUUCCUGGACCUGGCGCUCUCCUGUAAAGCCGUCAUAUGCUGCAGGGUGUCUCCUCUGCAGAAGUCUGAGAUCGUAGACGUAGUGAAGAAGCGGGUGAAGGCUAUUACUCUCGCCAUUGGGGACGGUGCCAAUGACGUCGGGAUGAUCCAGACGGCCCACGUGGGAGUGGGGAUCAGUGGGAACGAAGGCAUGCAAGCCACCAACAACUCGGAUUACGCCAUUGCGCAGUUUUCCUACUUGGAGAAGCUACUCUUGGUCCAUGGAGCCUGGAGCUACAACCGGGUGACCAAGUGCAUACUGUACUGCUUCUACAAGAAUGUGGUCCUCUACAUCAUUGAGCUUUGGUUUGCCUUUGUUAAUGGAUUUUCUGGGCAGAUUUUAUUUGAACGUUGGUGCAUCGGCUUGUACAAUGUGAUUUUCACCGCGUUGCCACCCUUCACUCUGGGAAUCUUUGAGCGGUCUUGCACUCAGGAGAGCAUGCUCAGGUUUCCACAGCUCUACAAAAUCACCCAGAACGCCGAAGGCUUCAACACAAAGGUUUUCUGGGGUCACUGCAUCAACGCCUUGGUCCACUCCCUCAUCCUCUUCUGGUUUCCCAUGAAAGCCCUGGAACAUGAUACUCCCUUGUCCAACGGUCACGCCACAGACUAUUUAUUUGUUGGAAAUAUUGUUUACACGUACGUUGUGGUUACAGUUUGUCUGAAAGCUGGUUUGGAGACUACAGCUUGGACUAAAUUCAGUCACCUGGCCGUGUGGGGAAGCAUGCUGAUCUGGCUCGUGUUUUUUGGUGUCUACUCAGUCUUCUGGCCCACCAUCCCCAUUGCUCCAGACAUGGAAGGACAGGCAGCUAUGGUCCUGAGUUCUGCACACUUCUGGCUGGGGUUGUUCCUGGUUCCCACUGCAUGUCUGAUGGAAGACGUGGCGUGGCGAGCGGCCAAGCACACUUACAAAAAGACGUUGCUGGAGGAGGUGCAGGAGCUGGAAACCAAGUCCAGGGUGAUGGGGAAAGCCAUGCUGAGGGACAGCAAUGGGAAGAGGAUGAAUGAACGAGACCGCCUCCUCAAGAGGCUCAGCAGGAAGACUCCCCCCACCCUCUUCCGUGGCGGCUCCAUCCAGCAGUGUGUCUCCCAUGGGUAUGCCUUUUCCCAAGAGGAACACGGAGCUGUUACUCAGGAAGAAAUAGUUCGAGCUUACGACACCACCAAAAAGAAGUCGAAGAAGAAAUAAGCUGCAGCUUUUCCUGACUUUGUGGCUCAAGGGAAGUGAUUCUGUUUGUUGUAUCCAGCGUUAACACUUCUUCAUCAGAAGAGGCUGGUGUCCGCAGCCAAAACAACUCGAAAACACAUUUCUGUGGCCUUAGCCGACCAGUUUGUUAGUUAUCUAUUCCUUUGCAAGCCCGGAGCACAGACUGCAGGGAAAGCCGUCUUUCCCUCCUCAUUUGUCUGCAGCGCUUGGCCUAAACUUCUGUUUACGUCGUUCUGAAGCAUUCAACCAUGCUCUGCGAGGUGUGAAAUUAAAAACACUACGUUCCACCGAUAUUUAAACAUCAGUGCUAGUUGUUCUGGGAGAAAGAGAAAGGAGUUUCAUGUGGCGUGAGGCCCGUCCUGGGUAGUUGGAUGGGGGCACGCUCGCUUCCUGUUGGUUAAUGCCCCGAUGGGGUCCAAGGGGCAGCAAGAGACUUCACCUUAGGCAGGUUGCUUGCUCGCUUGCCUUCCUGUUUUGUUCGUAUGAAGUGGCAUAAACUUCUUGAUUGCUGUGAAAUCACAAAAAUCUCCGUUUUGCUGGCGGCAAACUUGAGAACAUUUCCUUGGACCUCUUAGCCACAUUCCCAGGAAGGCCAACUAGCUGGUGCCCCCAUGGAUUCUCCCACACCCCCCCAGGUGCCAGCCGGCUGGUUGGUUGUCCACGUGCCCUUGUCCUCAGACCUUUUGCGUCGCUGGCCGCUGGGCUGGGUGCAUGGCAGCUGGUGCAAAGCCCGCCCUACACUGCACUUUCUCCCGUCCCACUGCAGAUUCAGAUACGGAUGCCAGGAAUCCCUUCCUCCCCCACCUAUUUAAUUCUGUAACUAAAGAAGAGAAACACCGCUAUUCCACGUAUAUCCCAGACACUCACUCGUCUCUUUCUGACAAGAGGGUCCUGAGGGCCAGGGUGGCGGUGGGAGCCUUGGCCUUGCUCCGGCUGUGAGUUCUCAUUUCCCAGCCCCGAUCACUGGGCCUUGGCAGCCACCUCAGAGCCCGCGCUUGCUUCCUGGGGCCUCAGAGCACACUCUAACUUGCACUGUUGGGAAGCAGUUGAAUUUGUACUGUGCUUGCACAGCAAAGGGAGCUUCCCGUCACUCUGUAGCUCUAGAAUCAGGAGGAGCAAACCCAGAGGGGGAGUAGAGGGCCGUGAGACACAGGAGGAAGAUGACCACAGAUGUCCUCAGAGGCGGUGAAGUGCGCCCAGGAUCCGAGGCGACAGGAGGACAUUUCUGCCAGAUCUCCUCUAUAGGAGCUCUCAGGCAGAGGCCCAGGUAAUUGCCGCGAUCAGCCUCCUACGGACAAGAGCUGAAACCAGACCUUGACACACACACUUAGUGAAAAGAAUCCCAGACAUCUCAAGGAAAUGCCCGUUCUAGAAGUACUUCUUUCAUUCUUCAUCUAGCCAGCUUGAGACACAGGCCUGUCCUGAGCUCUGUGACAAGGAGGGGGUACAGGUCACUGACAUCCCCCUGCCACCCUAUAUUCUGAACUGGGAUGGAACCUUUGGGCAGGCAUGGGAGGACACGGAGCCCUCACUAACUGACCCCCUGCAGGCGUGUCCUCUCCUCUUUGGCAGCCCACCCAGAUAGUUUGAUGAUUUAAAUACAUCUGGGCGGCUGUGAUUGUUAGCAUGGCACAGUUCCUUGAGGAAUGGUGUGAUAACUUGGGAAAUAAAACAAUAAUGUACCCCGCUUCCUAACACUUUAUUUUUAGCACAUCCACAACUUACUGGAUGUUAAAGUAACCUAGAAUACAAUUUGCACUGACUUAAGAAAGCCAAUUCUCAUUUGUGCGGUGACCGGCACGCAGAGAAAGCUGGAAGCUGCCGGAUAGAGCACUUAACAGGGUGGCCCAGAAAGUUUCCUUGAUUUCCUCUCUCAGGCAAACAAAACAUGCCAAAAUACGAGGGCACCCAGCAAUUUGAAUCCCUGAAGACUGCCGGGCAGGGAUGAGGAGGGGGUGAACCAAGGCGUAAUUCUUUAUUGCAGAUGAGGAAAGACAAUGGCCAGAGUACAGAGGAGAAAGGAAAAUCAGAAUUGAAAGUGCACUAGGCAUCUUUCAUCUGGGAACAAAACUGAUUUGGAAAGAUUGAAUGAAAACUCAGUUCUUGGUCACACAUUUACCCCUUUCUUGAACUUGAAGCCUUUUAAAUCAGAUUUCUGAAGGAAAUGUCUGCAUUCAGGGGUUUUUGUUUGUUUGUUUGUGUUUCUGCUUUUUUAUUUUAUAUUCUAGGUUGAAGUACAGUUUGCAUUUUCUGGGAUUGAAGCACAUUUUCCUCUUUGAGCAGUAGACUAAACAGUCUUUGCAAUAAUGAACUUUGUACACAAAAGAAAACAUUUCUAGAAGGGAUGCCUUUCCAUUUAUGCUCUCACGUGAUUAAGCUUCCUUGUAGAUGGGUGACUAAAUUGGGUUUCUAGGCGACGCAGCUGUCACGAUGUGUGAUGUAUAAUAUUUAGCCCAGGCCAGCCAGGGGCCGUGUCAUUUGUCCUAUCUUUAAAUUGAGGUCAGGGUGUCACACACAACCCCUCCCCAGGGAGCGGAGUAGAUGGGACUGGGUUGCAUAUCUGGCUGUCAAGUCAGUGGAGCUGUCCCAUGGGACUUGUCACACGCCCACACAGUAAGUGACUGCCCGGCCAGCAGGUGAGGCUCAGUCAGCACUUCGGGGCCUGCAGAGGGCUGGGCUGAAUUGGAAGGAGCCACUCAGGCAAACCCUUGCGCCAGCGCUGUGUGCGGACGGCUGGCUAUCCUGUUUGGGCCGAGGGCAGACAGGCAAGACAAGCCGUUCUCAGAGCUCAGCUCUGGGUCCUGCCGCACCGAAACCAUCCCCACUGGCAGCUGUAGAAAGCGCAUGUUAUGGAAGGAGGGAAAAGGACCAGGAAAAGCCACCUGUUUCUGCCCGGAAGUCUGGAUAGACAUCAACUGCUGCUCAGAGCGGGCUUUGCAAUAAUUUGGGGAGUAUAGCUGUUGUGUCUGUCCUGUCUCAGUGCAGAAUAUUCCAGACUUCUUGACCAGUAUUAUUUUCUCCCAUCUCCCAACACACACAAACACACACACAAAAACCCAAAACACUAUUUACUUGAAUCAGCAUACCACAUAAAAUCUGGGCUUUGGGGAAAGGGGGUGGUGUUUCUUUAACAUUUGUAGAGAAAUAUCUUAAAAAGUGAAACUGGGAUUUGGCAGAGCUUGGCUGAGAACUCUGCUGACAUUUUCUCUUCCCUGAAAAAGCUGCAGGUAUGUUGUAGGGAGCUGGCAGCGAAAAUCAGCAAUAACUUGUCAAGAAGCAGAGAAUAAUGAAGAGAAAAGUGAGUGUAGGUAGCUAAUAUCUGAAAAUGCAUAUGGCCGUACAGAUUACAGACGUCAAGCUUGAAUAUUUUUAAACAGAAAGUGACAGCCUAUAAUCUCCAUUUAUUGUGACAAUGACCUCCCCACUUUUUAAGCCGUAAGCAAGAGAAUUUCCUAUCAGAUAUCAGAUUUCUCCAGAUGUAUGUCUUAAACCAUAGGUUGAAUGUAAUGUUUGCAAAACUCUGCUGUAGGAUGAGGUAAUCUUUAGUUUUGAACAUGUGAAGGGCUACACACAUUUCAGUCAGGGUUUGAAUUACUGCCCUGGGUCAUGGUCCUAAAGUAAUUCAAGGAGUGAUUUAGCUUCAGCAUUUGAAAUGUAGCCUUCAUCUCCUGGGAUCCAUUUAAAAAAAAAAAAAAAAAAAUGCUUAGCCAAGGAAGCCGGCUGAGCAGAGCCUAACAUAACAACUUGGCGAAGAAAUGAGUUCAUUUAUCAGGUGAAGUCAAAGUAUGGCAUUCCCUGUCACAGUCAUUGCUUUCUUUAUGCAAAUGCUUAAAAUGGGAAAUAUAAGAAUGAAGAAGAUAUUUAAAGCCCUCGGUUUUGGAGAGAAAAGAACAUCAGUCAGUUUUGUUGGUGGUUCUUCACUGGCUCCAGGCAGUUAUCUGUCUCAGGAUAGCCUAGGGGGACAUUAUUAACUCAUACUAGCAAUUUCUCCAUUUGCAGAGCUGGGGAAGACAGAAAGGUUUCCAGGGGGUCAUAGAAGUGAGUUUCCAUACCCGACAGUGACUCUAUUCAGUAUUCUUCAAAGGAGUGGACUGGGUGUGCUCAACUUGAUGUGUCACCUUCAUUUAUUCAUUUUUUUUCUCAGCAUCCCAAACUGUCCGGCAGUCCACCUUUCCUUGCCCACCGUCCCCCUCUGUUGGGUAUGAGUGAUUUCUUGAGUAAAAACAAAGGGGUAGGAAAUCGACAUAAAUCCAAGUGGUCAGGGCCAGGGAUGUAGCUCAGCGGCACAGGGCAUGCCUGGCAAGCAUGAGGCCUUGAGUUCGAUUCCCGAUAACAUCUAAGUGGUCAGAAGCUACAAGCAAGUGAGAGAGAAAAGAGGGGCAUGCUCAGCCCUUACCCCAUCCCAGCUACAAUCUCCAUCCCUAACCUAGGGCAAACACCUCCCCUCUGCCAAGGGAGGAAAGACAAAAGGGUGAUUCUUUUCACACCCAGGUUGCCUCAUUAUCCAAGGAUAAUCUGUCUCCCUAGCAGCCACCAGAUACGGUACCUACUCUACUUUUACUUCCAGGCAUUGAACCAAGACAAACAGGCUCAGAAGAUUAGCCCACAGGCCUUUCUUCUGACCCGGCUAAAGAAAGAAAAGAAACCUGUUUGUUUUAACAGUCAGGAACAAAGUGUCAGGUAGCUGUGAUUUAGAGCAGAAAUUGGAAGAAGAAAGUUGAAAUAAUGGCACUAUCCAAAUAACCCUGCCCAGGAAGCUUAGGGGUCAAGAGAGUUUCUCAGGGCCCUAGUACAGGUGAGCUCCUCUGUGCAGGAGGAAAACCCCCCGGAAGGCAGAAAGACUAAAGAGCAGGCUGUGGACCCACCUGCCAAGGGAACGGAUCCAGCGAUGUCCUAGAAAUAGCUCGGUGCAGUUACAGGUGAAUCAGUAAACAGAAAACCGCAGAAAAAAGAAACCCUCCUAGUUGUAAGUCUCUCCUUCCAACAAGAUCCUUGCACCAUCCCUUAUAAAUAUGUACAAUUGCUCUGUGUUAAUUUUUUAAAGAUCCCCUUUGGGUCGCGGACGGCGGGGGAAGCCUGGGCUCUUGCCUGAAACAUGCAGAGGGUUUGGUCCCCAGCACCACACACAUGCACGCACACACACAUGCACGCAAACACCAGUAAAGACUCACUUGGUUUUUCACUAAAACACACAUGUAAGGAUGAAAGCUGCUCUUUCUCCUCCCCUGCCCCUUCUCCCCCGUGGCCAGAGGUGGCCACGUCCAAAGAUGUACCAGGCUGCUUCCCUCUGGGCCUCACUCUCCAGGGCAACGCAGGCAGCCACAGCAGUGCGGCCAGCUGCAGCUGAGCCCCUCGUUCCUGCACGCCUGACGUCACUGCAUCGCCGUGUUCAGAUGCAGCGUCUUUGUGGUGUCUGUCACACACGCAGAGCCAUGUGCUCUCCUGUCUCCUGUCACGGCUAAGCUGGGAUUGCUGAAACAUUGUGUGCGAUGCAGAGGUUUCAGUCUGGUUAUGCAGAGGGAACACGCUGCAGGGGCAUGCUUAAUUGGCUCCCAGCAGAGCAGUGAGCGCUUCCAAGGCUAGCGGGGUUUUUUGUUCUCUCCCUCUAGAAGUGUAACCGUUUUCCCAAUCUAUUAAUAUCCUCUGGUUGUGCGGCGCUACGGUUCCCUCCUGGAGUGAAUACAAAUGUAGGGCAUCUCCUUGUACGUUUAAAGGUGUUUGGAGAAUUUAGUGAUUUGUAGCUUUGAUCAGUCCUGUCAACUGGUAUAUGUCUGCACAAACCUGUUUCAAAUAAAUCUUUUGCUAAGGUAAA
Molecule: messenger RNA, 9176 nt
Organism: Chinchilla lanigera (long-tailed chinchilla)
Lineage: Eukaryota; Metazoa; Chordata; Mammalia; Rodentia; Chinchillidae
Product: phospholipid-transporting ATPase IB
Biological process (GO): neuron development; phospholipid translocation
Cellular component (GO): plasma membrane
Molecular function (GO): ATP hydrolysis activity; ATP binding; ATPase-coupled intramembrane lipid carrier activity
Source: RefSeq, a predicted model, not a curated record